AUGGACAUCAAGACCCUGAAGCUCGAGCACCUCCUUCGGCUCCCUGGCGCCGAACCCCCUGGCUCCGUAGUAGCCGAUGCAUCGACGCUUUCCUGUGGAUGUGUUGUUUCUGAGUCUCAAUUCCUCGCCUCCGGCACAACCCACUGUCCAGUGUGUGCCAGUGAAAGUGUCCUACUAAAACCGAUCGAGCCGCUUCGAGAACUUUACAAGCUUGUGGCACAGAUUGAAACCCGAAGAGGAUCUUCUCUGCGACGCAGCACCCGUCAUGCUUCCGUGGAUCUGGUUGCAAGCCUGCAGCAGCAGCAGCAGCAGCAGCAACAGGCAGAGCUGAUGGACUUGGGAAGUCUUUUCUGCAAAUUGGCCAAAGAGGAGAACGAGACGCCUAAGGGCAGGGGCCCUGAGCAGGAGGUUCUGAACUCUCCAAAUAAGGAAAAGAAGAAGGUGGUACAGCCUGAACUCGAGCUGAUUCAGGUCGGGCCGUUGGUUCCGGAUCGCAGUACUGAGGAUGACUUGGACAUGCUUCUGGGGUUGAAUGAGCAGGAAGAGUACAACUUCUCGCAGUGUUUCCCGUUCCACCGGAAACUCACGUCGUUUCAAGCUCCGUCAAGCAAGUUCAGCAAGUUCUCGCUCAGACCUUCCAUAAAGCUGACCAGGUACAAUGCCUCGUCUCUAUGUACGAGGUACGAUAAGGCUACAGGGGAGGAAAUCACCACUUUGUCUUGA
Candidozyma auris is the source of this 723-nucleotide messenger RNA. RefSeq lists its product as uncharacterized. Lineage: Eukaryota; Fungi; Ascomycota; Pichiomycetes; Serinales; Metschnikowiaceae. The transcript has a single exon. The record is from RefSeq and is a predicted model, not a curated record. Bases 1 to 723 code for a protein of 240 amino acids.